AUGGAGAAGGUUAUCUCGCAAUUCAAGCCAAAUGACUCGCUCCAUGUCCCUGCGGAUGGAUUCAUCUACGCUGUGAUGAUGGAUUGCGGACUAAGCAAGCACGAGCUCCCAUUCAGCAACCACGUUGAUCUCCACUCAUUCAACAGGGAAACUGAGCAGAAGCGCGUGUCCAGGAGCGUGCGCGAUGUGAUUCUGGCCUAUGCGAUACCAUCACUCUAUUCACAAGUGUCGAACAACGUGAAAACAACAGCAGAUGCAUUGAGAGCGCUGGAUGGGGGCAAUUACACUACCGCUAUUGGUCUUGUCAACUCGCCUGGAUUCUUGCACACGCAGAUAUCACUCACAAAGCACUCGGAUAAGCUCAUGUCUGUUCUGCAUACACAGCCAGCGACAGACACUCAGCUUACACGCUCAUCACGCGUAAUUGCCUUUGUUAGAACUAGCAAAGACGCGCAAUCCAUUCUGUCAAAUGCUGCUUCCCAAAGAACAUACGUAAAUGCUCUAGCUACAAAAAGCGUAUCUGCGGCUAUCAAUUACAUAAAUGUCCUGUCUUCUGACACCAGUAGUGUCAACUCUCUCAGUAGAAGGACGCUGCUCGAGGAGGUGCUUUCUGUCUCACUACUCCCUCACCCAGUCGCUAGAUUGGUCGAUCAGCUUUCAAAGCUCAGCCUCAGCGAUAGUGAUGUGGACGUUAUACGCUCAUUUGCUGCUGGAACUUCUCUCCUUACCUCACCCAACGUCUCCCCAUCCAGUAUCGCAGCCGCCCACGAUCUCCUCCUCGUCAGAUACAUACAGGCCGGCCAGAUACCCGACGCUAUCAAACUCAAUAAGGGCGCGCUCAGUGUGGUGCUCUCGCAUGGCAUAGGUAGCGUAAAGCGUGGCCAGCUGAUAGCCGAAGCGUGGAGCGUCCUCCCGCGCGUGCAGAAGGAUUUGGUAGAGAGGGAGAUAGGAGGUGUUGACGAGGUGGAAGGGGCGAGUGAGGAAAAGAAGACAGAAGAUGAGCGGGUUCGCGAUCAUGAGAAUGGGCAUGAUGACGAAGAUAUCAUGGUAGAGCAGGAAGCUGUCGAAAAAAGUGACACUAAACAAAUCGGCUCCUGGAUCGACCUCAGAUUGGAGCAGGAGAACAAAGCACCAGGCACCCCAUUUGCACCGCUACAGAGAAAGGCUGCGGCUCCUGCGCCCCUCCCACUCCCACAGAGCCCGCUGUCGGGACCACCCAAAUUCUCCACGCCAACAGCACCAGCAUCAACACCGCUGCGAAAUGUUCAGUCUAAGCACAAGGUCGCUGAGUCGCCAUUCGCACAGCUCCUUGGCAAGUCCAUAGCCAAGGAGAAGGAGAGAAAGGAGAAGGAUAUUGGUGAGCGAGGUGAGGUUCUUAACAGGAGUGCAUUCGAAAUACCUAGCGUUACCGAGAUCGCUGAGAGGAGUCUUUCGACGCCCGCUAAACACUCCCCGCUGACCACGAGCGCUAGCAAGGGUGCUAGCAGGAGUGCACAGCGCAUUCGUACACCCGAAAUUGGCAACGAGAGCAAAGACAAGAUUACAGAUUUACCGGAUGUGAAUGCACUGCAGAGUGUACGCAAGACGCGCAGUGUGAUGCCGACUCCGAAGAAGGAGAGGGAGAUGGACAUGGAGCAGGACGACGACGAUGUAGAUGUGCCGGGGUCAUAUCCGUACACCCCCCAGCCUGUCAAACAACAGCCUCGUCGCAAUCUCCGUUCAACGACUCUCAGAUCGUCUAAUCGCCGCAGCAGCCUGAAGCGCAACUCGGAUGAUGUGCAGAUGGACGAGAGUGAUGACGAUGAUAUCGCUUUGCCUGGUAGUUAUGUGCCUACGCCUCAACCGGCACGUGGUCGCGGUAGGACUAGUACCGGUGCACCUAAACGCACAACUAGACGUACAAGUAAUUUGGGAGGCGACAGUGCUGGUGCAAGUGGAAACUCUACUGCCAAUUCCAAUGCCAAUGCCACAGCUGCACCUUCCAAACGCCAAACAAGAUCAUCUAGCAGAUUGAACAACUAA
Wallemia ichthyophaga EXF-994 is the source of this 2022-nucleotide messenger RNA. RefSeq lists its product as uncharacterized. Bases 1 to 2022 code for a protein of 673 amino acids. NCBI's taxonomy places the organism in Eukaryota, Fungi, Basidiomycota, Wallemiomycetes, Wallemiales, Wallemiaceae. The transcript has 2 exons. The record is from RefSeq and is a predicted model, not a curated record.